CUUGCAAUUUUAUUAUCACUCAAUAACGUUUCUUAGCAAUUCAGUUGUCAUAAGUUCUGGUAUUUCUAGCUCGGUAUUUGUUAUUUCGUGCGUUCAAUUUCAAGUUCGUGCUAUCUCAAUGAUAUAUGAAAUACUUGCAGGAAUUUAACCGGCAAUCGGGCGAGAUGGUAGCCAUGGCUGACAUGAUGACCGUGGAAAGUACCUUCAACCUAGCGGCAUCAACACCUCUAGGCGCCACCAUGCUACAACUCCCCUACUACAACAGCAACAUGUCUAUGCUGGUCAUGUUGCCGGAUCCUUCGUCAACGGUCGACGAAACGCUCAAGCAGCUCUCUCCCACCACGCUGUCGCAGUCUCUGGCCGCCUUGAAGCCAACCAUCGUCAGGGUCUCUCUACCCAAGUUUGAUCUUGCUAAAAAGAUGGAGGUUGAACUUGUGCAGGGUCUAAAGCGCUUGGGUAUCAUGGACAUCUUCAAUUCCGCGGCGAACUUCACCAGCUUCACCUCAGACAGUUCUCUCUUCGUAAAAACAGCAAUACACCAGGCCAAGGUGAAGGUGGAUGAAGAGGGCACGGUGGCUGCUGCCGCAACGGCGCUCACCGGCAAGAGGAGCGGCGCUUUCCAGUUCGUGGCCGACCGACCCUUCCUGUUUCUCAUCUACGACAGCCGAGUCAAUGUGACUCUCUUUGCCGGCAUCAUCAGGAACCCGUCCAAGUAAACACAUCAGUACGACGGCCGGGUCAAUGUGACUCUCUUUGCCGGCAUCAUCAGGAACCCGUCCAAGAAAACACUUCAUUAUGAAAGCCGGGUCAGGGUGACUCUGUUUGCAGGUAUCCUCAAAAUUUGUCUACAGAUGGUCCUAGGCGAUGCAUUUUCCGUAAGAUAUAAGACUAGCAUUUUAGACGCUGGUGAGAUAGAAUGUCUUAUAAAGGCUAGUGUGAGGCUUAAAAAUUAUUCAAGCUGGUGUUAGACAAAAAUAGUCUAAUGGUUGGUAUAGGAAGCAAAUUAUACUAUCUUCUCCAAUGUCAUCAGAGUAUUAUAAGGAUGGUUUAAGACCUGAGUAUCAUGCGGGCUGGUGUGCGACCGAAGGGCAUCACUGACUGGUGUAAUAAUAGGAUCGAAUCAGAGUGCUGAAACUAUUUACAUGAUCUGUGUGUAUCCCAUAUUUUAUUUUUAUCCCAUAUUGUUUUGGCACAGCAAACAUAUCACUCACUUUUGUUUUCUUUUAUUCCAUGUUCUUUUUCUACACACUAUUAUUCUCUUUCGAAUAAUUUCAAGUAAAAUUCGCAAUUGCACUGUAA
Hyalella azteca is the source of this 1299-nucleotide messenger RNA. Its product is annotated as intracellular coagulation inhibitor 3-like. The coding region runs from base 126 to 716 and encodes 196 amino acids. Lineage: Eukaryota; Metazoa; Arthropoda; Malacostraca; Amphipoda; Hyalellidae. The record is from RefSeq and is a predicted model, not a curated record. The transcript has 5 exons. Gene Ontology annotation, molecular function: serine-type endopeptidase inhibitor activity.